Zea mays is the source of this 1957-nucleotide messenger RNA. RefSeq names its product cytochrome P450 72A15. NCBI's taxonomy places the organism in Eukaryota, Viridiplantae, Streptophyta, Magnoliopsida, Poales, Poaceae. Gene Ontology annotation, molecular function: iron ion binding; oxidoreductase activity, acting on paired donors, with incorporation or reduction of molecular oxygen; monooxygenase activity. The coding region runs from base 162 to 1727 and encodes 521 amino acids. The transcript has 5 exons. The record is from RefSeq and is a predicted model, not a curated record.
GGAGGCAGCUUCCUGCAACCUCGAAGAAAGAAAAAAUCAAACACGCGAGAGGGAGCAGCCAGCCAGCCAGCCAGCAGCAGCAGCCUAUAAAUCGAGGCCAGCGCUGUUCCUCGUGACAAUCAUCCCCAUCAACAACACAGAUCGAUUUCGAUCUAAAGGCAAUGGCGAUUGCUGCAUUAGAGCUGCUCUACGUGCUGGGAAGCUUGGUGGCGCUACGGCUGGCAUGGCAGGUGCUGGAGUGGGGCUGGCUGAGCCCGCGGAGGCUGGGCCGGGCGCUGCGGGCCGAGGGCCUCCGCGGCACGGCGUACCGCUUCCCGGCCGGCGACGCCAAGGACGAGGAGCGUCUCCUGGCGGCGGCGCGGGCCAAGCCGAUGCCUUCGCUCUCGCACGCGAUCAGCGCUCGGGUGGGCCCGCUCGUCCACAACGCCAUCCACGAACACGGUAAAAUUUCGGUUGUCUGGAUCGGGCCUACCCCGAAAGUGAUCCUCAGCGACCCCAAGCUAGUCCGGGAAGUGCUGUCCAAGUCCAGCAAGUUCGGGGACUUCCAGAAACCCAAGCUGCCCUCCCACUUCAUCAAGCUGAUCGCCCAGGGGCUGACGGUUCACGAAGGUGAGAAGUGGGCGAUCCAUCGGAAGAUCAUCAGGUCUGCUUUCCUUGUCGAGAAGCUGAAGGAAAUGCUGCCGGCUUUUACUGCCUGCACCGGCGAGCUGAUGGGUCGAUGGGAGGAAUCGAUGGGGUGCGACGGCGCGCGCGAGAUAGAUGUCUGGCCGGAGAUGCAGGACCUCACCGGCGACGCCAUCUCCCGCGCGGCGUUCGGUAGCAGCUUGAUCGAAGGGAGAAGGAUCUUCCGGAUACAGGCCGAGCAAAUCAAGAUCGCCAACGAGAUGACAAACCUAUACAUCCCGGGUUACACCUACCUACCAACCAAGCCGAACAGAAGGAUCAAGGCAAACGCACGCGAGGUCGAAGCGCUGCUGAGAGGCAUCAUCACCAAGCGGGAGACCGCCAUGAAGAACGGCCAUGCCGACGACAGCGACCUGCUCGGCAAGCUAAUGCAGUCCAACGUUGAAGAGGCCCAUGGAGGCGGAGGAAGCUCCAAGCCGAUGAUGACCAUGGAAGACAUCAUCGGCGAGCUCAAGCUGUUCUACUUCGCCGGGAUGGAGACGACCUCGGCGCUGCUCGCGUGGACACUGAUCGUGCUCAGCAUGCACCCCGAGUGGCAAGACCGCGCGAGGGAGGAGGUCCUGGAGGUGUUCGGGAAGAACGAGCCCAACAUCAAUGGCACAAAUAGUUUAAAAGUGGUGACCAUGGUUCUAUACGAGGUCCUUAGGCUGUACCCACCGAUCAUAGAUCUUGAGCGGCAAACGUGGAAGGAAAUGGAGCUGGGAGGGGUCAGGUACCCACCCGGAGUGACACUUCUGCUGCCGAUACUGGCCAUUCACCAUGACCCGGACCUGUGGGGAGAAGACGUGGACCAGUUCAGGCCGGAGAGGUUUGCCGACGGCAUAUCCAAGGCGUCCAGAGACACGCCGGCGUUCUUCCCCUUCGGCUGGGGGCCGCGGAUCUGCGUCGGCCAGAACUUCGCGCUGCUGGAGGCCAAGGUAGCGCUGGCCAUGCUGCUGCAACGCUUCUCGUUUGGGCUCUCGCCGUCCUACACGCACGCGCCGUUCUCCGUCUCCACCGUGCAGCCGGAACACGGGGCGCAGAUCGUGGUCAAGAAAAUUUAAUCAUUUUAUUGUAUGUACUUAUUACAUAUAGUAUGGUCAUCCUGUCGUGUAUGCAUGGAUUUAUGUCGCUUCUCUCUAUAGAUAAAUAAAUGGUGUGUCUGAAAAUUAAAUUAUAUGCUAGUUUUACUUUUACGUGUGCACAAACUUAGUAGAUGUAUUGUCGUGCUGUACUACUGUACAACAGCACGGAAUAUUGUGAUGACAUAUAGCAUUUGAUUUGGCUGAGGUGA